This is a messenger RNA of Mya arenaria, 3046 nucleotides long. RefSeq names its product putative neutral sphingomyelinase. The record is from RefSeq and is a predicted model, not a curated record. Bases 7 to 1200 code for a protein of 397 amino acids. Gene Ontology annotation, cellular component: cytoplasm. Gene Ontology annotation, molecular function: sphingomyelin phosphodiesterase activity. The transcript is spliced from 8 exons. Lineage: Eukaryota; Metazoa; Mollusca; Bivalvia; Myida; Myidae.
GCAACAAUGGCUGGACAAAAACAACAAAAAGACAUCGGAUUAAAAAUAUUAACAUUAAAUUGCUGGGGUGUUCCAGUACCUGUUGUUUGUAAGCACCGUAAUGAGCGCAUGCCAGCUAUUGGUGAUGCUGUGGCCAAAUCAGACUUGGACGUAGCUGUUUUCCAGGAGAUAUGGCAUAAAGGUGACUUUGAUAUUUUAAAGCAGAGGAUAUCCAAAACUUUACCAUAUUCCCAUUAUUUUUACAGUGGUAGUAUCGGCAGCGGUCUGUGUGUGUUCUCCAAGUGGCCAAUUGGACAGACACUGUACCACCGGUUUGACCCGAACGGUUAUGCCCACAAGGUUCAGCAUGGGGACUGGUUUGGUGGGAAGGGUGUCGGGCUUGCUGUAAUAACAGUUGGCGGGGUUACACUCAAUGUGUAUAUUACACAUAUUCAUGCCGAGUACAACCGGGAGAAUGAUGAGUACCUUGCCCACCGUAUUGCCCAGGCAUUUUCCCUGUCUCAGUUUGUGAAGCUAACCAGCCUGGGGGCAGACCUAAGCCUCGUCUGUGGUGACCUUAAUCUUGAGCCCGUUGACCUCGGUUACCGUCUCAUACUGACCAAUGCUGGGCUCGGUGAUUGCUGGCUGGACAAGAUGACUAGCGACACAUCAGAUAAAGCUGGCCUGACCUGUGACUGUCCUGGCAAUUCCUACUGUCCUAGUAAAUCAGCAGGGAAGAGAAUUGACUACAUACUGUACAAGGCAGGCAAUGGUGUUGAGGCGACUGUGUCCAAGUGUGAUGUGACAAUGGGCCGGGUGCCGGGGAAAGCAUUCAGUUACUCUGACCAUGAGGGUGUCCAGGCUGAAAUCACGGUCAAGAACUCACAGAACAGUAUAGGACCUACCCCUGACCCUAAGACGGAGGUGACCCCGCUGUUAGAGGAGUCUUUGGGGAUACUAGAUGAGGGGUUGACAGUAACCAGGUCGGGCACACGCUUCUUUACAAUCUUUGCUGUGCUGUGCCUCCUCCUGGCAUACAUCAUCACGGUUGUUCACAUUCCGUACCCUCUCGACUUUUUUGUUGGAGUGUUCAGGGUGGCUCUGAUCCUCGCCACUGGUUACGGGGUCGUCCAGACACUCGUCAUGAUCCGCUCCGAGGUGCACGGCCUGGAGGCCGCCAGGGAGGAUGUUAAAAACCUUCUUCAACAUCUCAAGUCAUAAAACUAGAAGGCUUAUCACCCCCAUCAUUUUAUGGGAUAUAUUUUGUGAUCAAUAUAACUAACCACCUGCUUUUGAAUUUGUAUUUAAUGUGUUGUCAUAUCUGUGUUAGUAUGCUUGAAGGCAAUAACUCGCGUCAGUCUUAUACUUGUUUAUAUGAAUGACAAUCUUAUUUGCACUACUCUUUAUGUGUUCUAUGCUUACUGAACAGGUAACACUUGUAUGAAGUAUGAAUGUGUUCAACUUUUUUCCACUACUCUUUAUGUGUUCUUUGCUAACUGAACAGGUAACACUUGUAUGAAGUAUGAAUGUGUUCAACUUUUUUCCACUACUCUUUAUAUGUUCUAUGCUAACUGAACAGCUAACACUUGUAUGAAGUAUGAAUGUGUUCAACUUUUUUCCACUACUCUUUAUGUGUUCUUUGCUAACUGAACAGGUAACACUUGUAUGAAGUAUGAAUGUGUUCAACUUUUUUCCACUACUCUUUAUAUGUUCUAUGCUAACUGAACAGCUAACACUUGUAUGAAGUAUGAAUGACAACUUUUUUCCACUACUCUUUAUGUGUUCUUUGCUAACUGAACAGGUAACACUUGUAUGAAGUAUGAAUGUGUUCAACUUUUUUCCACUACUCUUUAUGUGUUCUUUGCUAACUGAACAGGUAACACUUGUAUGAAGUAUGAAUGUGUUCAUGUUUUUCCGCUACGAGUGAUAGUAAUCUUUUAUUUAUUUAUAAAGUCUACAAAUUGACAUUUUCUAGAUGAGUCUUUACCCCUGCAUAUAUUUUGUCAGUUAUAGUUGUCUUUAGAAUGAGCCUAAAUGCAAUUGAAUGACUAAUAAUUUUUCUAGUAAAUGCAAGGGGAAAUGGUUUCAAUGUUCAUGUAAGACUAGGUUAGUCUGAGCAAAUAAUAUGUGAUUAAGAUAUCUUAAACUUAAGAUCUUGAUCUUACUACAUUUGGUCUUACACUGUUAAUACGACACAGACCCAGAGAGAUUUUCAUAAUAAUAUAGGUAUCAUCCUUGAUUCUAGACUGAUUUUCAACUGACUGUAAAUAUAUAUAUUUUUAAUGCAUAUUUAUGUUCAACUCUUUUGACUUUAAAACCCCACAUGAGUUGUGUUCAGAUAAUUAAAUAUAAGCCUUUAUUAAUGGGGUUUUCAGUACACAAACUAUAUGCAUUUUUUGUUUUUAUCAUUUAAGUCAACACAUUAAUGCAUUCAUUUAAAAAAAGUUUGUAUCAACAUAUAGUGUGCUUUAUUAAGAUUUGAAUACAACCUGGUUUUAUUAACCUUACAAACAGUGGCAGGAUGUUCACUAAAUCAUGUAUGUCAUUGUGUGCAAUGAAAAAAUAAAUAUAAUUUAUGCCUCAGUUUUAAGUCAUAAACGUCAAAGUGGAAACCUCUUUGUAAUAUGUCAGUUCAUGAAUGUGUCAAUGUCGUCCUGACAAGAUGUUUAUAACGGGGCAGAUUUGAAUUUUGAAAUGUGAACUGGUGUAAUUGUUGUAACUCUCUGUGAUAUUUCAUUCCAUGUGUGUACAAUAUGGUCUUUGUGCUGUGUUUUUGUGGAAUUUUACAAAAAACAACUUAUUUUCUGUGAAGAUGAUUUGUAAGAAAGGGUCCAAAUACAGAUUUAAGCAUUUAUUUAAACUAACUGAUUAUAUUUUAGUUUUGCGCUGAAAAAAGAUGUGUUACAACAUAUACAUUUUUGAAACAUGGUUUGUCCAAAUGUGAUAUUUAACAAUGUGAUUUAUCUUUUAUAUGGAAUUGAAGCUUUGUAUCUUAGUUUAGUUAGGUAUUAUUAUAGAAGUAUUGUAUUUUGCUUAGUAUCUGUGAAAUAAAAAGCUUGACACUUGA